UCCAGCAGUAGCAGCGCUGCCAACCGUGUCGGCACGAUUUGUGCAAAUUUGCGAAGAAGCAUUCGGAAUCCCGCUGGCGCAGAUUGGCCGCACUGCUCACGGCGACAUCAUCCGCGCCCCGCGGAUAUGUAUUAUUGAUGUGUUAACCUAUGCGACGGAGCAACGCUCGGCAGUCCGUCGUUAGUCCCGCGGAAUACACGUCUGUCAUCGUGCGUCACGCUCGGCGAGCAGCCGCGAGCGAGGAACACGCGCGACCGUCGUCGCCAUGAGUUGCGUCGCGUUGCACGAAUCCGUUCGUCAACGUUGGCCCGGAGUGUAAUGCGAGCGUCUUCCCAGCGCGUAACUGUCAUCAUCACCCGUUGCCUGCUCUCGGGAAUUUCGAAUUCCGACGUUCGCGACGUCGAUACAACUACUGGCCCACUCGCUCGCAGCGAAGUGUCGGAUCACCUGCGUUUUCCCCGAUGGCCACGGGCCAUCCUCGUGUCCAGACGUGAAUCGUGAACUCGCGAAUCCUGUCUAACGUGCGUUCGUCACGCUUCUACUGGAAUGUAAGUUCCGCUGCGUCUGGGGUAUUUUAUCGGAGCAAUUGAGAGAUGAGCGAUUCUGAUAACUUGUUACCUAAAUAAAUAGCGAUGCACUGAUAAUCGAGUUAUUUAUCAAUAAACUAUCACUUGUCGAAGUGUGAGUUUGUGUGUUGGAUAAACAGAAUCAAUUUGUGUUCUAAUGAUACCAUCGCCAACGAUCAUUAUUGAUUGUCGGUGAUGGUAUGUAAAGAUAAUCGGUUUACGCUUAAAACGGUGUGUCAAAAACUAGCUAAAUGAAAAACUUGCUUUUUUAUUGCUCCAAAAUAUUUAUCGUCUUUCUGUCCAGGUGUUGGAAUUAGAAUCAUAAUGUAGAUUAAAUUGUACAUGACAAAGAAUACAGUAAGAACUAUUUACAGGGAAGCAUCUGUUAUGACACAUGGAUGAAAUAUUGUCGCUAGAUGAUAAAGUGUGAAAAAUUCAGCUGCCUCAAGUCUAGCUGUAAGACUAGUAAUUUGGGAAGAGGAACAGGACAGUGUCCACCACGGCUUUCACAGAAAUGGUUGGAUUGGCGGGCGGGGGAGGUCAUCUGUAUCCCUCGCCCCCCAUGCAGCCUAAUCCCGAAUUGAGAGAGAUGACUGGGAUCGCACCUAAUGCACCGACCAGCGCUGAUGCAUGCUUGAGUAUCGUGCAUUCAUUGAUGUGUCAUCGUCAAGGUGGUGAAAGUGAAGGCUUCAGCAAACGUGCGAUUGAAUCGUUGGUGAAAAAACUAAAGGAGAAACGCGACGAAUUGGAUAGUCUGAUUACUGCGAUCACCACCAACGGCGCGCAUCACAGCAAGUGCGUCACCAUCCAAAGAACUCUCGACGGCAGGUUGCAAGUAGCAGGACGUAAAGGUUUCCCACACGUUAUCUACGCUCGCAUAUGGAGAUGGCCCGAUUUGCACAAGAACGAGCUGAAGCACGUGAAAUACUGUCAGUAUGCAUUCGACUUGAAGUGCGACUCGGUGUGCGUGAAUCCCUAUCAUUACGAGCGUGUGGUAUCGCCCGGCAUAGACCCGUUCUUUACAGACCUGUCCGGCUUGACUCUGCAAUCCGGCGUGGGUGUGGGCCCCGGUGGCAGGCUGGUCAAGGAUGAGUAUACAGUUGGCGGCGGCGGCACCGCUGCCGCAGCAGCCGCGGCCGCGGUCGGCUCUGCGAUGGACGUGGACGGUGAGAUGAAUCAGACGAUCCAACAUCAUCCGCCGGCUCAACCACCCGCUGCAAACAACGCUCAGCAGGCUCAGCAAACUUUCAUACCAGGCUUGCCGCCUCCCAAUCCAACCAGUACUGAGGGUAUGUUUAGCGCCGGUGGGGGUGGCAAUAAUGGUAAUCCCCAUGCUAAACUGGACGACAAUAAUUGCCCCAGGCAAACCUGGAUCCCCACGCCUCAUCACUCGGCAGGCCGUAACAUGCAUCAUCCAGUAGUACAUCCAAUGAGUCACACCGUAGGUAGCCAGCAACCGCCGCUGAACGCCGCGUCCAGCGGAACGCCUGGCGCGCAGAUCCUGAGCCCUGCGCAAGGACAAUCGACUGCCGACACGUUCUACGGCACCACCACACCCCCGCAGGAUAUGAACCAGCCACCCACAGUCGACGCGUUAACGGCUUCUUUAGGUGAGGGACAGAGUUCUCCCGUGUCACCCGUGCACCUUCACCAUCCGAACGGUUUCCCUGUAGGUUCUGCAUCGUACAAUUCAGGAGCGCCACAAUGGACUGGCGCCAAUACUCUCACAUAUACUCAAAGCAUGCAACCGCCGGAUCCGCGACACCUCCAUACAACAUCUUACUGGGGAGGUCACGGAAACGACGUAAGCGGUAACAUUGGAGGAUUGCUCUCUACGCAACCAGCACCGGAAUACUGGUGCUCUGUCGGCUAUUUUGAAUUGGACAUUCAAGUCGGGGAGACGUUCAAAGUUAGUAGCGGUUGCCCUACAGUCACUGUAGACGGCUAUGUCGAUCCAAGCGGAGGAAACAGAUUCUGCUUAGGUGCCUUGAGUAACGUGCACAGAACGGAACAGAGUGAGAGAGCGCGUCUUCAUAUAGGAAAAGGCGUUGUGUUGGAUUUGAGAGGUGAAGGCGACGUUUGGUUGAGAUGUCAAAGCGAGCACAGCGUCUUUGUGCAGUCUUAUUAUCUGGACAGAGAGGCCGGCCGGGCACCUGGUGACGCAGUACACAAAAUCUACCCUUCGGCGUACAUUAAAGUCUUCGACCUGAGACAGUGCCACAAACAAAUGCGCGGCCAAGCUGCCACUGCUCAAGCUGCUGCAGCAGCACAAGCAGCAGCUGUUGCGGGUCAUCUAACACAUGGAGCGCCCAUUACCAAAAGUCUCAGUGCAGCUGCGGGGAUUGGUGUCGACGACUUACGGAGACUCUGUAUCCUGCGUUUGAGUUUCGUUAAAGGAUGGGGUCCGGAUUAUCCGCGACAAAGCAUAAAAGAAACUCCAUGCUGGAUUGAGGUACAUUUACACAGAGCGCUGCAGUUACUGGAUGAGGUGUUGCAUACGAUGCCUAUUGAUGGUCCACGAGCGAUCGAAUAAUUCCAUCGAUAUUCAUAAAGGAAACGUCAAGAUGUUGAAAUUGAGUGCAUAAAUGUAACAGGCAUGUUUCGAAUAACCUUUGAUGACGCGAGUGCACAAAUUGGACGGACCAAACUCAACGGGAAUGAUCAAACGAUUGGAGCACGCUACUUGGCGACAGGGAAGUUUCGGGGAGAGAACUUGCGGAAGUUAUUUAUAUAUUUAACAACUCGUGAUAUAAUAACCUGUGUAGAACAGGGGUUCCCAAACUUUGUAGCGUUACGGAUGAUCUAGUAGGUACAAUCGCUGUAUCUAUAUAUUCUUUAAAAUUGUAUAUAUUUUACAAACUUUUUAUAGACCUUUGCGUUUUUUAAUGCAGAGUGUACAAAGCGAAACGUUUUAGCUGUCUACUCCUCUAUUAACGCUUUUUAUUUAACAAUAAUUUUGUUGAAAUCUUGUUGAGAGACAUCAUUUUACUCUAAUGCAGUGUUAUAUAAUGGUUUAUAUAAUUGCACUCACAUGUUAAAAUUAAAAUUUCCAUUACAUGCAUCUUGAAUUAAAAACAAUUGAGAACUACAAAUAGUUGGUAGACGCAUACAAAUCGCGUGUAACAAUACAAUCUCUCGUAUCAUUUUUAUACAUGAAAUUAUCUUAAUAGAGUUAUUUCUUUCUGAAAUAUUCGUUUUCUUUCGUCUUUUUCUUCUUACUUGCACUUUAACAAAACAGUUCUUAACUGGUUUGUGAACCCCUGCUUAGGAUAAAACAUGUGCCACGGCCUUGCACUACCAUCAACGUACAAAAGUGAAAGAAACGUUAUUUUUAUUUACAAGAUGUAAUUUUUUACGGAGAGAGGCGACGGCGCAUCUCACCGACGAAGGAGGACCGAAGAAAAUAGAAUGACAGUCUUCUAUUUUGCUAGACGCGCGACGGGAAUUCCCCCGGGACGCGCAGUCCGCUACGCCCAGUGAUACCAGUUUCGGAAACGUUGCAUAGUCAGGACCCUGUUCUUUGAGAUUAGCUUUAUAAAGAUAACUGAAAUACUGUCUACACUUAAUACUUACCGUGAAUAUUAAGCUCAACAUUUAUAUCGGACAACAGAAAGAUCCUCGAUUUCUGGAUUUCUGGAUUGGGGAUCUAAAGUAGACGGAAUGUCUCAAUGUCUUUAGAUCUAAGAUUUCUAGGGAUAAGGCUGAAUAUUAAUGAAUCUGUAGACACUACAAUAAUAAUUGAAAAGCGGAACAUUUGAGAAUUUCAAAUUUUGACAAAGUUGAAUGGAUCGAAAUUUGAAAAUUCUCAGGAUUAAGAAUCUUGAAAUCCAGAAAUCUUGGAUUCCAGAGAUCUCAGAGUCCAGGAAUCUUAAUGUCCAAGGAUCGUAGGAUCCCAGGAUAUGAAAAUUCCAGGAUAUAAUUAUCUUUACAUAUGCGUGUAUUAUUACAGUAGAAGGAUUUUCUCUAAAGACACAGUAAUACUUUUCUGCCAAGUAGCAAAUAUAAAUAAUUUAUAAGAAUCACACACAUACAUACAUACAUACACGUACACAGUCAUAAUAACCCUCAGUAACAGUAUACAUUUUUAUAUUUAAAUUCGAAUAGAGAGGAUAUAUCGUAAUGUUCUCCUGAUUUGUGACGAGAUCAUGCUUAAAAGUUAUAUUUAUCACGAUUUAUAGAGAACAUAGUUAGUUAUAGCGAUUGCAUUGGCAGAAUUUUGGUAUAUAGUAGCGUUACGAUUAUUUGUUUAUUACGAAUGGGUAAUAUGUUUAUUAUCUGUUUUGCAGUUUAUAACCAAAAACUAUUUUACAUAGGGAUCUUGAAAGGUUCUAAUGAGCAUUUUUGCUCUUCUUUCUCAUUUCUUCGUUUUAUCAAAUAAAAUCUUUUAAUUUCUUAGUUACUAUUGAUAAUUAUUAUUAUUAUUAUCAUUAUUAUCAUUAUUGCGGUUGUUGGAGAAGAUGAGAACUAUUCGAGAAAUGUGACGCAUAUAAUCUUCUGUACAAUAUUAAUGCAUAAUAACGCAAACAUUUAAAACAUUUUGUACACUAUUUGGAGAUCUGAAAAAAUUUAACUAAAAAAUUCAAUUAAAAAACAAAAUUUAAGGAAUAGUAAAGGUCUGAAAGAUUUGUGAUGGAAAGAUGAGAUAAGGAAAUAAAGAUAAGGAUCUAUAUUUGCAUUCAUUAUGAUGCACCGACUUGAAGAAAUUGAUUGAGAACUUGAUUUCAAUUAAAGUGAAUUGAUCCCUGCGCACCUUCUCUAAUCAACCGCCGGAUGUUAUUACUAUUACAAUGUAGUGCUCUUGUUGAAUAAUUAUACCUGCUGUUUAUCAACUAUUUUAUUGAGAUAUAGUCGUACAAAAUAUUCUUAUAUAUACAUUUGAUAAUAUGAUAUAGAGGAACGGAUGGGGAGGAGGAGAGAGUGAGAGUGAGAGUGAGAGAGAAUGAUUAAGGAUGAAAGGAAGGAGAAGUUGACCAAAUUCAACAGUAUGCAUGUACAAGGUGCGCCCAACCCUACCAAGGACGACACCUUUGUGCCACCUUGUACAUAUAUACUCCACAACAUGCUAUUUUAUUCUAAUCGAUUGUGUCAGCGAUAAAAAAAAGAGAAGAGAAAAAAUGUUUAAUACUUGUUUACAGAGAUUACAAUUAGUAUCUGCCGAUUCUCUCGCUUCUUUGUUGCAAUUCAGCCUUCGUAUCGCGGAGCGAAUGAAUGAAUGAAUUUUCUACGAUUCAGGAGAAAUAGUUUUGGGAUGACGAGAAGAGGGACGGGGAUUAAACGUUACCGUUUAAAAUAAGUUCAAGAAGAAACACAGAAAAAACACUUGCACUAUGAAUAUAUAGAAGCUGUCCGGCGGCUACCGUAUUAUUUUUCGCCUGGAAAUACCCUCUGACGGGCUUAAGGUGCUCGUUGAGGGAUCUCCGAUUGAUGAGAAAAAUGAUUCAGUAAUCGCGGGACGAUCCUGUACACAAAUGCCUUCCUUUGAUCGACCAAUAAAGUGUACACACAGCUCAAGUAUAUUGUCGACAGGAGAUUCUUGCUUACAGCCAAGAUAGAAACACAUGUGCCAUCGUUUUCAUGCAUAUUAAGGACAGAUAUGUAAAACUUAGGACUUUUUACAAGACUGUAUUUUUAACUGCAGAGCGCGGCUUUAACGCAACCGCGGAUCUAAGAAUCUAAACUCUCUCGAUCGCAGUGUAAUAUUUUCGAGGAUAGCCGGGUACCCAUAGGUCUAAGGAUGCGAAUAAGUUCGGACUUGGACCAGAUUGUAAGGAUUGUAAAAGUCCAGAUGAACAGCUCCGAGGCUCUAAGGAUUCGCUAGGUUCCCAAUGUCUAGGAGUCUAAGCUACGAAGGUUCUACGAACUAAUAAUCCGUGGUUCUAAAACAUCCGAGUUCUAAUGGUGUGAUCUGAUAAUCGUGGCGCUUGAACGCGUCUUGCGACGAAAAAGAGGAAGAGAAAGCAAAACGAAAGCUCGAUACAGGCCACGAACGUUUCCACACCGUGCAUUAAGAACGGGAUGUGAAUUGCGAGGGAUUAAAAAAUCUCUCAAAUCGACGAAUGAAGGGCUCGCAUACACCACACAUACCGACAUGCCAAGUGCGAGAUUAGUUUGCUUAUCGGUUCCGAAAUCAAACGUUCUUGACAAAGAUAUUUAAAUAUAAGUAGUCACCGUUCAAUACAUGAGAUACUGCCAGCCAACACAAAGAGCUUUGCGAAUCUUGCUUCUUGGAUGAAUGUAAUCCUCAAGCGGAAGAUCAAGAUCACGCAAACGAAAUGUCAAAACGUCAUAAUUGAAUCACCUUCGCGUCGGGUAUAAUCGUUCAUCUUUUCUAUGCGAUCAUCGUCAUUGUCGGCGCAGAUUCUUCGAAUCCGCGUAUAAUUGUACAAGCACGGUACUGCCCAGAGCCCUUCAAUUCCGAGAUUCGUCGAGACGAGAACUGCGAAAUGCUUGUCGCGAACACCUUCGUUGAGAAAUUACUGCGAAAGAGACGGAUUGUUUCUCUCCUUACUUGCAUUUCUUUGACAAACAGCACAAACUGUCUGCGUCUAAGCCAAAGAUACUCCCCGAUGAUACAAUGUUAUAAACACGCUACGUUAAAAAUAUAUAACGAGUAUAACGAGGUUUCGAUUUCGCACCGGGCGUUCCGAAAGAGAAACGAAAGGUGCUGCGUCGACGAAAAUUUUUGUAUACAAAUUUUAAUUGAACGGGGACACACCGUUUAAUGGAACCGAGGAGAGACGACGAGAGGAACGCUCUUUCGGCUAAUCGGACUCUGAAUUUUUCGGAGCGCCCCGCAUACGAGAUGUAAUUAUCCUUAUGUAAUUAUUUCCGUUUAAUUACGAUGCAGGUAGAGUUUAUAUACAUAUAUCGCAAUCCCGUUCGAUUUGCAAUAGAUCUUAAUUAAUACCAGUGCACCGAUUACGUUUGAUCCGCGAAAUGGCGUAAUAAGGAAGAAAAGGAAAAUAGAUACAAAUUGAUAUCUGUGAUUAUCGUCGAUGCAGAUAUAUUUUAAGUAAUUUCUACAGCGUUCAGGCAUAUUUGUAAAAAAGAAACAAAGGGGAAAAGAAAGAAAAAAAAACAGUAACAAUAAUAAUAAUCAUAUACGGCGAUAAUACUUUUAGAACGAUUGUUGAGAUAAGAUUUAUCUGUGUUUGUGUUGAAUGCAUAUUUGUCGUGCCGCGUGGUGACGAGUUAAUUAAUUACGCAUAAUUAUAAUGAAGAUAAUUAGGGUAAUAAUUAAUAUAUAAUGCGAGCACUAUUAUUGUUUCGAAAGGAAAAGGGAGUAGAGGGGGGAAAAAACACAGGAGAGAACUCGAAUGAAUGUGUUUUGCGGAAUCCUUUUGUUGUUGUAUAUUAUAUAUACGUCGCAUUAUACACGAUCAUUUUCAAUAAACAUAUUCUAUAAAUUA
This is a messenger RNA of Ooceraea biroi (clonal raider ant), 7975 nucleotides long. RefSeq names its product Smad/Smad4 homolog Medea (gene Med). The record is from RefSeq and is a predicted model, not a curated record. NCBI's taxonomy places the organism in Eukaryota, Metazoa, Arthropoda, Insecta, Hymenoptera, Formicidae. Gene Ontology annotation, biological process: BMP signaling pathway; regulation of transcription by RNA polymerase II; cell differentiation. Gene Ontology annotation, cellular component: heteromeric SMAD protein complex. Gene Ontology annotation, molecular function: I-SMAD binding; RNA polymerase II cis-regulatory region sequence-specific DNA binding; DNA-binding transcription factor activity, RNA polymerase II-specific.